Molecule: messenger RNA, 840 nt
Organism: Frieseomelitta varia
Lineage: Eukaryota; Metazoa; Arthropoda; Insecta; Hymenoptera; Apidae
Product: NADH dehydrogenase [ubiquinone] 1 alpha subcomplex assembly factor 3
Exons: 4
Coding region: 116-697 (193 amino acids)
Biological process (GO): mitochondrial respiratory chain complex I assembly
Cellular component (GO): mitochondrial inner membrane
Source: RefSeq, a predicted model, not a curated record
UCAUAGACUACCAAGAAUAUAGAGUGGCUACAGUUAUUUCAAAUACAAAUAAGCUCAGAUGAUUGUUGCCAAAGUAAAUAAUAGUUAAAAAAAAAAUAUUAGUUAAGACAUUAUCAUGCUUUUAAUCAAAACUUCAUCCACCAUAAAGCGAUUACUACAAAAUAUUCGACGAUUUCACGCUUCAAAAAUCUUCAGAGAAUAUGACGGACCCGGUAAAACAACUGUCGAUAUCAUUAAUAUUAAUAAAACUCCAGAGUUAAGUGAUACAAAACAAAGGAAUUCAAUAAAAUCAUGUCUACCGAUAGGAUUUACUUUAAGUGAUGCAUCGUUAUUAUUGGGCCCCAUUGCAGUUUUAAAUGGAACAUUUUUCUCUUGGAACGUUGGUUCUACAAACGACAUAAAUGAAGAAACUUUAUCCUUGUUCACUGUUUUAUAUCCAGUUUUGGAUGUUCUGGUUUUAGGCCUUGAAACUAAAUGCGAAUAUAGUAGAAUUCGUGAAAUAAGAGAAAUACUGCGCAAGUACAACAUUAAAUCUGAAAUAUCCGAAGUGCAACAAGCUUGUGGAAUAUACAAUUUUCUAGCUAAUGAUGGAAGAUAUGUUGCGGCGGGUUUAAUUCCUCCAAUAUCUGAAAGAUUUAAUACCCAUCGAAGAUUAUCCAUAGAAAAUGCUGAAGCAAAAAAGCUGACAGAUCAAUAAAGUAAGAUACUGUUAGGCAUCACGCAUAUAAUUUUGCUAACAUAACCUCGAAAAAUCAAACGUGACGGCAACAGUUAUAACGAUCACGUGCUACGUAUGAAACAUUUUCUUUUUGAGGGUAUAAUUGUUCGGCAGUGAAAAAG